Molecule: messenger RNA, 4662 nt
Organism: Dermacentor andersoni
Lineage: Eukaryota; Metazoa; Arthropoda; Arachnida; Ixodida; Ixodidae
Product: protein Skeletor, isoforms B/C-like
Source: RefSeq, a predicted model, not a curated record
GAAGCCACACAUCUUGGACAAGAUGGGCGGCAAUAAUAGCUACGCCGCCUGUCACAGUUAUAAAAGGACCAAGAGACUUCAAGAGUGCGCAGAUUUGCUUGUUGUUUUCUUCUAUUACACCGAAACCAUUUAAUGGCCGUAAAUACUAGGUCAGAGUAGACAGUUCCGAUUUCGUGGAAUCUUGACGUGCAGCAAAAUCCGGGGCUCUAAAAAAGAUCUCAAUGUGCUACAUAAAUUUUAGCACCACCAUGAAAACUUACAUGCCAUAAGUCAGCAACAACUUGAGCCGCUAGAGGGGCCUUUUCUUUAUGCUGUAAUUUUUACCGGCGUAAUCGUCGGUAGAAGGAGGCCACUGUGAAUUGCUGUUUGCACUAAGACCCUUCGAGUAAAAUCCCUUCAUGCCGAGGUAUGGAAGAAUAAAAAUAAAAAAAAGAACAAAUAUUACGCUGUCCGCCGCCUUGUCACAGGGCAUUCUUCCGUACCAUGCACGGCCCAUUAUAACUGGGUUAAUUAAUGAGGAGAUUAACAGGCCAUCAUAAGCGCGCUGGCCGAACGCUGGCCCCAGUUCGGCGGAGAGCAGCGCCGCCCGGCGGCCUCCCUCGCCUCCGGCGGCCCCUCGACCGGGCGGGGUGCAUUUGCGCGGCGCCGUUGACGGAGGCGGCAUGCGUGGAAUACUGCUGCUACUGCUCGCCUGCCAGGGUGUCUGGGCCGAGUAUUACGGCAAGCUGAUCGGGCGCCUGGAGACACUGCAGCACGCAGUGUCCGGGACUGUGUACGCGGCCAGUGAGGACAGCUUCUACCUGGUGGACUUCACAUACGAUGGCAAUGGACCAGACGCUUUCUUCUGGGCCGGCAGCAGUCCCCAGCCAGACAGCACGGGCGAAAUCCUGGCGGACGAGAAUGGCAUGCGUCAGCGGCUCAGGGGCUACAACCACGAGAACUUGCUCCUCAAGCUGGACAAGCCGAUCCGAAACUACCGAUACCUGGCCGUGUACUGCCGACGAUACUCGGUGGCCUUCGGUUGGGUGAGAAUCCCGCACGACUUCGAGCCUCCCUCGCCACAGGACCUGGGAUUCCUGAGCGGCGCCCAUGGCGUCGCCGCUGACCCAGUACUUCUGCUUGAUUCCAGGACCAUGCAGCUGACCAACUUCCACUAUGACGGAGCGGCACCUGAUGCCCACUUCCUUGUAGGCAGGGGUGAUGUGUCCGGCACCAACGGCAUCGUGAUUGCCAACGAAAAGCGCAGCUUCGACAAGCUGGGCCGCUACUCCGGCGAGAACGUGACGCUGUCGCUGCGUCACGGAACGAGCUGGGACCAGUACGAGUGGCUGUCCGUCUACUGCACCAAGGCUUCCCAGGAUUUUGCCCACAUUCGGCUGCCAGACAAGCUCACCGUGCCAGUCGCCCAAGAGGCUCGCCGAUACCUUGGCAGACCGCUGGGAAACCUGGACACGGGCGUCCACGGCGUCGGCGGCAACGUUUAUGUGGCCUCGGCGGACACCCUGGUGCUGGAGGACUUCAGCUACGACGGCAGCGGCCCAGAUGCCCACUUCCUCCUUGGCACCACAGACAAGCCAGAUGGAUCAGGCACAGUUAUUCAAGCCGACAGUGCCAGACCUCUGAUGGCGUAUAACAAGAAAACCGUCGUGCUCAACCUGCCCGCAGGAAAGAAAAUUACAGACUUUAAGUGGUUCAGCGUUUACUGCAGAAAAGCCAAGACCAGCUUCGCUCACGUGGACAUCCCGGGUGACGUGGACUACCCGCGACCAACCCCCGUCGCGCUCAACAUCAGCGGCGCACACAGCACGCGCGCCGAUGCGGUCGUCGUCGAGGAUAAGAAGACGCUGCUGCUCGAGAACUUCAGCUACGAUGGCUCAGCGCCAGAUGCAUUCUUCCUCGUCGGAAAGGGAGAGCGGCCGAGACCCGAUGGCACCAAGAUCCCCGACGAGAAUGGAAGAGUGCGAAAGCUUAAGGGCUACGUGAACGCCAAUGUGCGCCUUACUCUGCCUGGAAACCUGACGGUCGACGACAUAGAUUGGUUCUCUGUCUACUGUAUCACUUACACCGAGGUCUUCAUCAUGGCUGAGAUUCCCAAAGAGCUCAAUGUUCCUCCCAGCAUAGGAAUGCUCAUGAAGGAGGCGCAGCAAAGACCGGGUGAUUUUAGCAACUGCGAGGCCAUUGUCUCCAACCGAAUACAAGUGGGCUGGCACCUGGAGACAGACACCAUCACAUUCCACGUGCGAGCGCAAACGAUGCCGGGCCAGUGGACAGCCUUCGGCACGAGCGGCGUCAAGGAGCGGAGCGCCAUGGUCGGCGCCGACGUGGCCGUGGUCUUUGUCCACCGCGACAGCCGCGUCUCCGUCGCCGACUACUACCUUUCGUCCAAGGCACAGUGCUCGAGCAGCGGCGGAGUGUGUCCGGACAGCAAAGUUGGCGGCACCGAGGACCUGCAGCUUGUCUCGUCCCGAUACGACAACGGCGUUGUUGACGUCGUUUACUCCAGAAAAUUGGCCACAGCGGACAGCAAUGACAAGACCAUCGCAACCACAGGCCGAGUGGCGGUGGUUGCUGCUCAGGGUCCCACCAACAUGGACCAGCCGGACACUGUACUCUACCACACCAUGGUAGUUACGAGAGACGACGUAUUCCUGCAGUUCAACCGGAACGCCGAGCGCAACUGCCCGCCGCUGGCGCCCGUACUGCCCGCGCCCCCCGAGGGCCGGGCCGUGUUUGGCGGGCGCCACAUCUGGAAGAGCUUGAACGUCACCACCUUCCGCGCCCAGAUCGGGCCGACCGGUGGCAGCCGCGGCUACGAGAAGGUCACCGGCCAAUCGGGCUGGGGCAUUUCGUGGUGGAUCAACGAGGAGCUCAUUCCGGUGCUGCACGUGGAGCGCGGCAAGACGUACACGUUCGUGGUCGAGGGCGGCGUGGACCCGAGCAACUCGGCUCGCUACCACCCCUUCUACAUCACUGACAGCAGCAAGGGCGGCGGCUCCAAGGAGGAUCGCGCAGUCCUCGGGAAGAAGGGCCAUCUAUUGCUUGCUGGAGUUGUCUUGGACUCCCAGGACAAGGUUGACACCUCCAGAGGUACGGGCCGCUAUUGCGAGUGGAAGCACAAGACGGUGGACAUGAGCGACGAGUCGACAUCCUGGGAGAACUUCAAGCAAACGUUAAGGCUACAGUGUGACCGCGGUCAGCCCGGAACAUUUACCUGGACUCCGGACAAGGAUACGCCCGGCCUUGUCUACUACCAGUGCUUCACCCACUACUAUCUGGGCUGGAGGAUCGUGGUCACUGACCCGGAAGAAAUGGAAGAAGCUAUGGACCCGAUGGAAAGCGGCGCCAGCCGAGUGCUGAAGCUGCCGAUGCUCUUUUGGCUCGCCUUCGUCGUCUCACGGUGUUAACAGAAGCGGCGCCAGCGUUUCUCCUCUGUUCCGAACAGGACGUGCCAAGACCUUCGAGCACUUCUCUGCUCAUCUCGCUCGCCUAUAGCUUCUUUGUUUUGCGGAAUUUCAAACACAGCUGUGGGUAGUUUCGCAAGUGGGCAACCACUAAAGGCACACACGGCGUGUUGCGACAGCGAGGACAGAAAUGUCUCCUGCUGGGGCAUGUGCUAUGCCGCGCUCUUUCUGACCAGCAGCGUCUCGGUUCAGCGGUUAAGUGAAGAAACAAACACAGGCAAUCCACUCGAUGAAGGACGAACACUGGCACUGCGUGUUCACAGUCUAGGUGACGACCACCUUCAUUUCUUAUUCGUUUGCUUGUGCGUGUGCAUAUGUGUGACGCGAUGUGCGAAGCGUCACAGAGCGUGCACGUCUCGUUUGGUGCACGCUUCUCGCCAAAUAUUCUGAAGGAAUAUGUGAUAAUCCUGAGCUCUUUGUUAUGUCCUUUUUGUGUUUUACGCUUCAAGUUUUAAAACAUUCCGAUAGGCCCAGUUGUGCCCCAAGUAAGUCGCUUUCGCCGUCUGUGCCAGGUACCUGCAUUGUUUCAUGUGUGAUAUCACUUAUGCAGGCAUUCUUCCAGGGUGCCAAUUGCGUGGCAAAAAAAAUCAUCAGCAAUAGUCGUUGCGCAUUGUGUCAAAUAAUUAUGCUAACAACGAUGCGCAAUGUAUGUCUGGACAUUACAUCAAAUAAUAUAUCCGUUAAAAUCGCGCAGGGUGUAAAUGAAUUUUCUAUUUUGCACGUCAAUUAUGUGUGCUCGUGCGUUUCUGUUGUUUAAUUUCGGACAUUAUUUUUGUUUGUUUGCUUGGUGUUGGACCCAGUCGUUCUGCCUCAAGUAAAUGAGCUUGAGUUGCACGUAUCGUGCACGGACACCAUCAGCAGCAAGUAGCCGGCCAUGCAGUCGUGGACAAUGUGAAGCGGACCAUACCAGGCUGCGCAAAUAUUCAUGACGUGGAAGGGCGCGUCAUGAAAGACCAGUGUACAAUGUCAUCAGCAGUGUUGCAUACAAGACUUUACAAAAAGUUGUUCUGCCCCCUGUGUUGCAUGUGCCACUGCCAAGACAUCCACACCACGAGAUGGGCGAUUUUUCUCCAAGGACCGCCUUCGAAAGUGCUUGCCUACGGAUUUUGUGCGUUAUUUGAAAAUACCAAUCCACACCACAUUUCUUACUCUAAAGCAAAAGUGAUAAUAAAUGUACCCCAGGAUCUCUUCAAAAAUGCUA